CUGAGGAGCCUCAAGUCUUUAACAGGAAGAAACAGCACAGUGUGGUUGGAGGUGCCAAACAGCAUGAAGCCUCUAAACCUCUGUGAGAGCAGUCUGAAAUGAAGCUGGGAAGGCCAGUGGAGGUUUUUCUGUUUGGUGUAAACAAUGAUCAGGGUCUCGCCAUUAGAAGUAGAGGCGUAAAAGCAAACAGAAAAGAGAAAUGGAGAAAGUGAGGUCUGGACCAGAGGAAGCUCGGCCUACAGCCCCCUGCAUCAAAACCGCACCCAACAAAAGUUCACGCUCCCCAUGAAGACUUCAUAAAGCAACAGGAAACCUAAAGUCACGUUUGAAGUGAUGAGAAUCUUGUCAUUUUAAAUCCACGUGAACUGCUCCCUCCAUCGCGUCACACCUCAGACUUCACACCUCACUUCUUUCAUGUGAAAAGGCGUCUGCUGCAAGAAGACACCUACACAGUGUUUAACCUAGCAUUUAGCAGUGCAGCUGACUUGCAGACAUUUCAGUGGUGCAGUCACAGCGUACACAUGAUGAUGAGCCGUACCUUGAUACCAGCUUUACUCUUCACCUUCAGUUGGAUGUCUGUCUCAGUGUCUGAGUUCCACACUGAGGAGGCUCAGCCUGGUGAGGAAGUCACACUGCUGUGCUCCAACUUCUCCAGUAUCCCCUCUCACGUAGUCUGGUUCAGACUGAACAGCACAUCCAACGUCAGCCCAAUCUCUUCCAUGUUCAUCUCUGAUGGAAACGCCACGUUCUUUCAAAACAGUACAUAUGAUACGACAUCCAACGGCACUCACCUCUUUCUCAAGAUCAAACCAGUGGAAUUAUGGGACUCUGGACUGUAUUUCUGUGGAUUAAUCUUAAAUAAAGAAUCUGUUAUCGUCAGUGCAACAUAUUUAAAAGUUGAAGCGUUCUUUGGAAGAAACAUCCUGAUGGACAUGAUCCUUGGUGCUCUGAUUGCCUUCCUCUCUUCAGUCAUCUUUGCUCUGUUUCUCAUUAUCAGAAAAUUCAAGACAGCUCAGAGGACAGAGGAGCAGAAUCCACAGAGAAGUGAGAUUGAUGCGUCUCUUGACUUGCACUACGCAGCGCUGACUUUUCAACCAAAAGCAAAAAGCAGAAAAAGGUCUCCAGCAGAGAAGGAGCAGGAGACCAGUGUGCUGUAUGCUGCCUCAUCAUAGACUGUCAUGUGGGUUUUUUUAGCAGCAUUGUUUGAGACAUGAUGCAUUCAUUUGAGUCCAUUUGGUCAGUGUUGUCUGUGGUUCAACCCUCCAACAUACAGGCUGUGUUUUUCUUCCUUUCUUUGUACCUGGAUGAGCUGCUCUUUGCUAGCUUGCACCAAGAAGUAAACUGAAUAUAAACUGUCAUGAAUCGAUUCCACCGUACACUGGAUAGUGUCCCCUCCAGAUCCAGCUCAUCAUCUGAAUGUGGACAGAUCGGGGCUCCAUGAGGAUGAGAGUGCACAGUGCUCUGCUGAUGGUUCAUCUCAACAAACAUCUCUGCAAACUGCAAAGAGCUACAAACAUCAUGGGUGUUUUUCUGCUUGGACAUCAUUAGUGCUGCAUGCUUUGUGGAUUAAAAAAGAUGUCGUGGGAGAAUGAUGUGCAUUUCUUGAUGCUACAAGCAGCUGCGGUCUAUUCUGAGGGGAUUCCCCCUGAGUGUGUGUUUCAGAAAGAGACGCCUGCUUUAGAGAGAGAAGAAGAAUGAUGAGGCCUGUCAGAUUGAACCUGUCACAUGUUUACAAUGAUGCAGGAAGUUAUCAGGUUUCAUGUUUGUAUUGAUGUUAAAGCUGUUUGAAUAAAUACUUCACUUUGAUAUUUUUCAUAAA
This is a messenger RNA of Notolabrus celidotus (New Zealand spotty), 1819 nucleotides long. RefSeq lists its product as uncharacterized. The transcript has 5 exons. The coding region runs from base 522 to 1172 and encodes 216 amino acids. Lineage: Eukaryota; Metazoa; Chordata; Actinopteri; Labriformes; Labridae. The record is from RefSeq and is a predicted model, not a curated record.